AUGUCAGGAGGUUUGAGGCGGGCUCGGUAAUUGAUGGGUGGGAAACGCGUACUGGGUGGACACCCUCGCUCUCGAAGUUGCUUUUAUUCGUAGACAUAACUAGACAUGUCAAAAACAAACACAGGCGCUGGAGUCAGUGAUACCAGUAAAUUGGUACAAAAGUUAUGUUAUCAUCUGUCAGGAAAAAAGAAAGAGGAUGCAGCACACUUCUUCAGAUUGGCUGUGCGUAUGUUAUUCCAAACACCUCAUGGUGACACAUACAUGGAGGAUGAGUACAGUAUUACAGAGAGUAUAAAGAAGAGACUGGCUCAGACAAGAACUGAAAAGGAGGUGUACAUGUUCAGUGAUCUCCUUCGGAAAUUACAAACAGAGACUGUGCUAAAGAAUUACCGAGCCAUAUUGUCAUUUCUAAUGCAUGUCAGUAACACGCCACAGAUAAGUCACAAAUCUUCGUCAUCACCAUUGAGGGCAGGAUUGAAUACCUCAGAGUCAGACUCAGCAGAAACCAUUCAACCAACUUUCUUUGGUCUUCCAAGGCUAUCAUCAUCCUCACUUUCUUUAUCAGAGGCAGCUUCUGGUGUACCUAUUCAUGUGAUAUUGAGUAGUGGCACAGAUCAAGAUUGGCAUAAAGACGAUGGUGGAGUGGAAUGCAGUAGUCAGAGCCAGCAGUCAACAUUGCACCAGAGUUCUGGAUGCCAUGUUCCUCCUAAUGCUAGCCUCAACAAAUCAGUUUCCAGUGAAGUACCAGAGUCACAGCUUCUGCAGGAGUUAAUAUAUUCAUUUCAAGGAAUAAAUGGCAAGUUUCUCAAAUUAAGCCCAGUGAGUCAGGGCUACAUACUUGAUCCCAAGGUACGAGUGAAGCGGUCUGUUCGUCGGUUUGUUCUGCGGCUGGCUGAGCUGGGUUGGUUGCAUAACCAAGUCAGACAACACUGUGAAAAUGCUGCAGCUUCCAGAACUCUGGGUCUCAUUGGUCAAAGUCUUAUUGCAGCCUUAAGAGCAGAAUUGACUGAAUAUUACCGCCUGGUUGCCAUUUUGCAGUCACAGAUCAAGCAACAAAUAGACACAUCUGUGGACUCCCCUCUGUGUGAAGAGCAGCCAUUAUGGCACACAGAAGGACUUACACUAUGCAGACUGGCUGUGUGGACCUUUGAACCACAAAGGCAUAUGAAAUGUCUGGCUGCAGUGGCUGAAGCAUGUAAGAAUAAGAGAGGAGGAGCACUGGCAUCUUGCGUUCAUGGUUUCUUGCAACAUGGAGAUCCUGUUACCCGGGAUACGGUGAAAAGUUUGCUAAGAGCUGUGUGUAAACCAAUGUACAUAAUGUUGAGUCGCUGGAUUCUUGAUGGGGAGCUGGAGGAUCCAUAUGGUGAAUUUUUCAUUGCUGCUGACCUAGAUGUGAAGGGCAACCUUCUGUGGCAUGAAAAAUACCGUGUGCUGCUUGAAUGUACUAGUGUGGAAGCUCUGUUCAUGGCUGAUCGUGAAGGAGAUCUCCAGUCGAUGAUGGACUCAGCAUACCUUGAAACUUCACGCCGUGUAUUAGAUGUUUUGACAGGGCAAUACAAGUUCCUAGACCAUCUACAGGCAUUGAGACGUUAUCUUCUUCUUGGACAAGGAGACUUUAUUCGUCAUCUGAUGGAGCUCUUAGAGCCUCAGUUGAUCAAACCAGCCACACAGCUCUACCCACACAAUCUUUCUAGUAUAUUAGAAUCAGCAAUAAGGGCAACCAAUGCUCAAUUUGAAGAUGCAGAUAUCUUGAACCGACUUGAUGUUCGAUUGCUGGAGCAGUCCCCUGGUGAUACUGGUUGGGAUGUGUUCACUUUGGAUUAUCAUAUAGAUGGACCUAUUGGGACGAUCUUUGCUCGAAACUCUACGGCAUAUUUAAUGCUCUUCAACUCUUUAUGGCGAGCUAAACGUAUGGAAUGGAUCUUGUCAGUCAUGUGGAAGCGACAGAUCACAUCUGCCAAAUUACUGCGAAAACUUCCAGAAUUGGGUCCCAUACUCCAGCAGGCACAUCUGCUGACAUCAGAGAUGGUCCACUUUAUCCAUCAAAUGCAGUAUUAUAUACUGUUUGAAGUGUUGGAGUGCUCAUGGGAUGUCCUCAUCAAACAAGUUCAACAAGCAGAAGCACUUGAUGACAUCAUUUCUGCUCAUCAGAACUUUCUGCUUGCUGUCAAAGCAGGGGCAUUGUUAGAUGAUAAUUCACAAGAAUUGGCUACUCAAUUGCGCACUGUGUAUGAACUGAUUCUGCAACUCCAGACUCAUGAAGAGGAAUUGCAUUCGAGGUCUCUGGCCGAACUCCAAGCACUUUUAAGGCAUGAAGAACUGGUGGAGGAAAGGGGAAACCAAGGCCAGUUUGGGACAUCAACCCAUGAGGAAGAACUGAACCAAAAGCGAAGCCAGGACUUCAAACAGAGAUACAUUCCCAGUGUUCGAACACAGUUGAGAGUACUGAACAAAAGCUAUCAGGAUGUUGUCAAAAAAUUUCUUCUGAUGUUGGCUAGCCAGUCAGAUGUGAGUUUACAGCUCCUGAGUUUCCGACUUGAUUUCAAUGAGCAUUACAAACGACUGGACUCUCGUCUUACAGUCCCACUCACUUACCAGCAUCGACGCAAGAGUUUGAUGGGAAGUGGGAAGAAUGUAGCAGGAACAUCUCAACAGAAGGUUAGAAUCAAGUGACAAUCAGCCCACGGAGCAGCUCCACAGCCGAGUAGGGCCAUAGCUCCAGCUGCAAUGGGAAUAGAGCCCAGUAGAAUGGAAAACAGUAUUGUAACACUCAAUUCCAUUGGACAUAGGGACAACAAUCCAGCAGAAAUGGUUCUACACAAAGACAGUUUACACGUAAAUGAGCAUAAGAAUUUGACCCAAAUGUACAGAAUAGACAGUGUUUCUGAUACACUGGACAAUAGUGAUAAUUUCAUACCACUUCAAGAGAUCAAGGAAUCAGAAGUGGUAGGAAAUUAUAACUCCAUUGAUAAAAUGGAAAGUAGUGCAGAAAGGAAUCAUAUUUGUAGCAUAGCCCAAAUGUCUCAGCAUACCGAAGACAUAAUGUUUGAACUGUCAUCUUACUUACAUAGAGAUAAUAAUUACAAAGGCAAGGAGUUUGGAAAUAAUAAUGACAGUGAAAUAGAUACUUUUGAUAAUAGGUCAAAUUUUGAAACACUACAUACAGUUCAUUCUCAAGUGAAACCUUCUGAUGGUAGAGUAACAGUCUUUGGACACACAGUUAAAGGUGACUUACAUACAGCUGGAGAUGAAAUCCCAGAAAAUAAUAACAACCUGGAGUUAGAAUUUAAAAAUGCUGGAAAGCUCUCUGUAAUUUCCAAAACUCUGUUUUUAGUGCAGGAAAAUGACAGAGAUAAUGAAGUGUUUGAAUAUUCUGGUAAAGUAGAAGUUGCAAUUUCAAGUAAUGAGGAAUCUGGCAGCACAGAGAAUGAAAGAAUUGAUACUGUGGAUGAAAUUGGCAUUGAUUCCACCAACUUAAUAAAUGAUAGUGAAAUACAUUUAGACAACAUUACUCUCUUUGACACAAUCUCAUGUUCCGAUUUGAACACUGACCUUGCAGAAACAGGCACACAUAAGGAGUCAGAGAUUUCGUUUAGACAGAAUGAAAAUUCCCCAAGUCAUUUCAUAGUUGAAGCCCUUCCCAUGAAACAUUCAUGUGUGCAAAACAUUAUACCUAAAAUUGAAGACUGUAUUUAUAACAGGAAUGGGACAGUCAGUAGUUACGCACCAACAAAUGAUGUUAGCUCUGUUGAUUUGGAACAGUUUGUCAUAUCUGGGAGCCCUCAAAU
Molecule: messenger RNA, 3788 nt
Organism: Cryptotermes secundus
Lineage: Eukaryota; Metazoa; Arthropoda; Insecta; Blattodea; Kalotermitidae
Gene: Grip91
Product: gamma-tubulin complex component 3
Exons: 16
Coding region: 106-2673 (855 amino acids)
Biological process (GO): microtubule nucleation; cytoplasmic microtubule organization; mitotic cell cycle
Cellular component (GO): gamma-tubulin small complex; centrosome; equatorial microtubule organizing center
Molecular function (GO): microtubule minus-end binding; gamma-tubulin binding
Source: RefSeq, a predicted model, not a curated record